GUGGCUGUCUCCUCUGGGGUUGCUGGCUGUGGAGGCUGUGGGCGGAGCGAUGAGGUCGUCGGCCGUGGGCGGGGUUCCGUCGGCAGUUGGAGUAUCGGGGGAGGCGGCAGCAGCUGCGGUGAGGGUGGUGUGUGAGGUGUUGUAUCUGUGGAAGUGGAGGUGGUGAGUGCAGCAGCGGUUCCGGAAGUGGUGUGGCCGGCGGAGGCGGAUGUGACGUCAUCGGUGGGGUCUCCGGCCGUGUCUUCAUGGUCAAUGGCGGCGGGGCAGUGGAUCUGUUGGAGUUGCACACAGCGCAACGCGUCUUUGAUCAACACAAAUUGACACAAACCGAGCAACUUCUGAAUGUGACUGAAGUAAUCAACUGUUUAACGUCCAUUUAUGAUGUUUUGGAACAAAACCACAAGGACUUGGUCAAUGUGCCACUCUGUGUCGACAUGUGUCUGAACUGGCUGCUGAACGUAUUUGAUACCAUCGAGACCAAGCCAGACAGCUUGUCAUGCUUGUUAGCAGUCAUCAAUCAAAGGAAUUCUAGUAACUAUUUGGAGCCACAGAGGACACUUUUCUGCGUGCCACGAGAUGUAUAUCAGCCAUACCAAAAUGCUGCCUUUGCCUGA
Stegostoma tigrinum is the source of this 614-nucleotide messenger RNA. Its product is annotated as utrophin-like. NCBI's taxonomy places the organism in Eukaryota, Metazoa, Chordata, Chondrichthyes, Orectolobiformes, Stegostomatidae. The coding region runs from base 246 to 614 and encodes 122 amino acids. Gene Ontology annotation, cellular component: plasma membrane. The transcript is spliced from 5 exons. Gene Ontology annotation, biological process: synaptic signaling. The record is from RefSeq and is a predicted model, not a curated record.